AUGUUAAAAGCAACAGGAAUCGAUACUUUUAUUUGUGCGAUAAGACAAAUAUUUUCUAGAGUCGAUUUCGAUGCUUUUGGCUUCUUCUGUGACGUACAAGCCGGAUUAGAAGUUAUAGAGUUCUGUACAAAGGACCAACAGAUAAACAAAAUAGUUUUUGACAUCGUACAGAAGAUGAAACCAACACAUCUCAAGAUUUAUCGCAGAAAAAAUUACUUAAUUUACGCAUCAAUGCAAAAACUCGGCAGAAACAAUUAUUACGUUGUUGGCGUGAUCGACAAAAAUUAUCCGAUUAUUUACAGCAUAGAAGAACCAUUUGCAACCCUUGCUUUACUUUUAUCUUUAAUUUUCCAUCUUAAUAUUUCACUUUCUGAAGAUUCCAAGACACUACAACGUGUACACGAUCUAUUUAGACGUAUUGGCGUAUUCGGAUUAUUCGAAUUUUACGGAAGUACCGGUGAAAGUUGUGAUAUCUUAUCUCAUCAGUCAAAAUGGUCGAUUAAAAUGACAGAUGACCUUGUAAACUGCAUAAAGAAGACACCAUACAACACAGACGAGCUUCACAUCUACAAAAUGCCAAAUAAUCAGUGGAUUGGAAUUAUUUCAAGGGUUGAACGCGAUUACAUCAAAUCCCACUACGUGCGAACGAUCCUUGUUGAAGAUCUCACAAGAAUGAAGAAGGUUUGUGACAAAGAAACAGAUAUUCACUCAGAUGAAUUAUUAUUACAACAAAUGUUGAAUAUUCAUGUAUUCCAUAAAGGUAGUAAUUACAUGGAUGAAUCACUUGCCCAAGAACUUGGAUAUUCUCGACCAAUUGACUCGAUUUUCGACAUAAUUUACCCAGAAGAUGCAGGAUUCUUCUCAAAGUACAUCAGAACGCCAAAUUGGAUUACAUUCAGACUCAAGAGCAGCACGGGAGAGUACAUGUGGUACUGUUCUUACCAUAACUGCUUAUUCUGUAUCCACGAAGAUUUACAACAGCCGACAGCAGAGUUUGCCAUUGAUUUGGACCAAACGCUGAUGGCUGCUGCAGGUAAUUACAUCAACUUGUACUCAAUCGAUGUUAAAACCGAUGAAAUUUUAACUGCAUUCGCUCCUCAGCGGUUUGUACCACAUAUCGGUCGCGAAUUCGUAGAGUAUUACGAAGAAUCAUUUAAAUCCAAGUUCGAAUUGAACUACGCUAAGAUCAAAUCCGGCGAACAGACGAGUUUGCAUUUUCUCGCAUUAGUAAUCACAACAGAUGAAAAGACAUACAGAUGGUAUGACACCAUUAUGGAAAGGCAUCAAAAUGACACCAUCGCUUCGCCUUCAUUCUUUGCGAUUACGAGAAAAGAUUCAAAGACCAACUCAUUGAUGCAAAAAGUGUCAUUGAUUUGGCACUUUUCCAUUCAAAUGUUGUUCAUUGGGAAUUUGAGAACGAUGAUGAGCAAGAACUUGUUUUUACAUCACGUCCUGUUACUUACAAGCCCGUACACCUGA
Trichomonas vaginalis G3 is the source of this 1479-nucleotide messenger RNA. RefSeq lists its product as uncharacterized. Bases 1 to 1479 code for a protein of 492 amino acids. The record is from RefSeq and is a predicted model, not a curated record. The transcript has a single exon. NCBI's taxonomy places the organism in Eukaryota, Parabasalia, Trichomonadida, Trichomonadidae.